ACAAUAUUGAAAGCGUUGAAGGUUGAAGAAAAUUGCUUCUAGUUUAUAGAACUAGACAACACGUCUAGACUCAAUGUAUAUUUUCACUGAUUUAGCAUUUGAAUUCACUGGUUUUAAUGAAACAUAGACUAGACAAACAUUUUCCCUCGUUAUUUAUACACGUAUUACAUUUAAAGGAAAUUUACUCAGGUGUAUACGGUGUAUAAUUUUCUAUUAAAUUCAUUACAAUGAACUCAAUAAUUGUUUCUUAACAAUUUAGUGUUAUCUGAUAAAGUUUUACUAUAAAUACAAGUUUUUAUGAAAACUGUCUUUAUUACAGUAAUAACGGAUCUUUGAAUUGCAAUAUAGAUUAUUUUAGCUCACUUAUACAUAGAAUUAUGCUAUUAUUUUUAUUUUCAUUUGUUUUCUUCGUCUUUCCAAUUGAUUCUAAAUAUUUGGAACAUGAAGUCGAAAUUUCCAAAGAAAUCAUUGAAUUAAAUGAAUAUGUGACAAAAGAAAUAAGGAAUUUUACAGAAUUUUACACAUCCACCCAAUUUCAACAAUCACAGCGAAUAAGAAAACUGUAUGAGCAGAAUGAAAUUGCUUCUCUGGAAUACGUCCUCAAACGAAUAGCUCUAAUUAACGAGAGUAUAGCUUCAGUAGAAAGAAAAAACAUUUGUAAAAAUAGUACUUUUGAGCAAUUUUCUUGGGUAUUAUUACGUUUCCCUUUACAAUACCAACUCAACUGUUCUGCAAGUAUUAAUCGCAUUUAUUUUAAUGAAUUCAAUUCGAAUGAUUUUACUUAUAUGGAACACAUAUCUUGGGUAACUAUAUUGAAAAUUUCUAGUUAGGUGAAGAGAUAAAAAACAGUUGCAAUUCCAUGCAUCAAAAUUGUAAUAAAUUAAAGGAAGAAAGAAUCAAUUUUUCAGAAUGCUUAUUUCAAGGACGGAAAAAAAUGGAAAUAUUGAAAGAAUUUCUUCAUGACAAAAUGAAUAAAGUAAUAAAUUCAAAAAUUUUCGAUUUUCAAGAAUUCGAUAUAAAAUUUCACUUGUGCUACAAAGAAAUGAAGAAUCAAUUGAAUAUCAAUUAUCAUAGGGUUGAAAAACAAUAUUUAGAUUGUCUCACUGAAAAUGAAAUGAAUAAUAAAUGAUUACCACCGUAAACGACUGCAUUUGAAUUAGUUAAAAUGUU
This is a messenger RNA of Leptopilina heterotoma, 1170 nucleotides long. RefSeq lists its product as uncharacterized. The transcript is spliced from 4 exons. The record is from RefSeq and is a predicted model, not a curated record. NCBI's taxonomy places the organism in Eukaryota, Metazoa, Arthropoda, Insecta, Hymenoptera, Figitidae. The coding region runs from base 378 to 830 and encodes 150 amino acids.